Hirundo rustica (Barn swallow) is the source of this 682-nucleotide messenger RNA. It is a transcript of the gene TIMM10B, whose product is annotated as translocase of inner mitochondrial membrane 10B. Gene Ontology annotation, cellular component: mitochondrial intermembrane space chaperone complex. Bases 73 to 414 code for a protein of 113 amino acids. The transcript has 3 exons. NCBI's taxonomy places the organism in Eukaryota, Metazoa, Chordata, Aves, Passeriformes, Hirundinidae. The record is from RefSeq and is a predicted model, not a curated record.
AGUGACGUCGCCGCGAGCUCGGCGGGACCACCCGCCGAGCGCGGAGGGCCCGGGGCCGGGUUCGGGCCCGGGAUGGACCCGGCGGCCGAGCACCGGCAGCAGCUCCGCAGCCUGCGGGACUUCCUGCUGAUCUACAACCGUAUGACCGAGCUCUGCUUCCGCCACUGUGUCUGCAGCCUCGACUACCGCCUGCUCACGGGCCGCGAGGAGUCGUGCCUGGACAGCUGCGCGGCGAGGCUGGUCCGUGCCAACCACCGCCUGAUGGGCGCCUACGUGGGACUGGUGCCGGCGCUGCUGCAGCGCCGCGCAGCCGAGCACGGCGCACCGGCGGGGCCAUCCGGACUCCCGGCCGCCCCUGAGCCGGCCCCGGGCCCCGCGGAGUCCUCGCCAGACGCUCCCGAUGCCGGCAGGUAGCAGCGCCUGGCCACGGCUCCCCACGGCACUCGGACGCGACUGGCACCACCCCUGCCCUGUACCGGCGGGAGCAGCUGCAUCCUUGCUGCAAUGGAGCUCCAUGCUGGAGCAGCACCGGCACUUGGCCCCGGGAGCCCCAAGCAGGAGCUGGGCUAUGCGGGGCACCGGGGAUGGGGGUACAGGAACUAGGGGGAAACCUCCCUAGCCCUCGUGGUUGUGGAUUGCUGGGAAGUGGAUUGUCAGUCCCAAUAAAACAUCUUUACAGUAA